CGGCCGGGGACGAGUGUGCCGGGGUCUCCUUACACAGAGGUCCGCCGCGGUAGGAGGCAGGGAUCCGACAGGAAAGUUACAUCUGUGUGUCCGCUGUGGGCAGCGCGAGCUGAAUUCCAGGAAUUGGUUCUCACAGCCUUUCAUCACGAUAUUUGCUGAUCUAGAAAGUUCCGAGAAGACAGACACGUAACCAUGCCGCCUCGCCUGUACACGCUGUGUCUCGAGGUGCUGAUUCCGCUGGUGGAGAGAAUUGGGGAUGGCCAGGACUUCGGACACGGGACAGGUCCUCUAGACAGCGUGGCCGGGGCACUAACCGACGACCUCCUGCUGAGAGCGUACCACAGAGCGUCCCGGUGCCGAUCGGCUGGAUGCUGGAAGGACGCCUGGAAGACGCUCCUGACGCCCAAGUCACAGAGCGUCGUGCUGAGCUGGGACCGCAGUCUCCUGCAGUUCGUGAAGACCAGAUGCCAGAAUACGAAGAAGGUGCUGGUGUCGCGCUGGGACAGCUUCGAACCCGAGUCCCUGUCCUGGCUGCCCUCGACAGUCACUUGUCUCGACUUUGACGGUGAGCUCUUCUACAGAGGUCGUCUGGGUCCCGCCCUGGACUUCCCGUCCGAUGCAGGACAGAGGGGAUGGCUGCCGGAAGCAGAAGCUAUGUUAAAGGCGCUCCAUGCUGCGCGCCAGAAGCAGCCCGGCGCCGCCUCCACGGGCCUCACAGAACUGCACCUGGGCGCCGUGCAAGUCACCGCGACAGACAUAUGCACCAUCCUAAGGAGAGUCCCGACGCUGCAAAUGCUGCGACACUACCAGCUCGUCACGGCGCUCAACCUGCUACACGGAGAGCAAUGGCGACACAAAGAGCCUUUGCCCAAGUACCGACUUCGAAACCUAGACGUGGACUUCUCUCACGUUGUUCGAUGUAGGAUGUCGCCACAAGCAGUACUGCCCCCGGACGUCCUGCAGCUCGCCGUGCUGCUGUGUCCUGAGGCUUGCCUGCUUCACGUCCGGUUCGACUGCUCCACGUCCCACGACGUGCUCUCGCCCCUGACCUGUAUGCAGCACGCCUUGCGAUUGCUGAGUGUCGUGUGCGUCACGAGUGGCGAACGCAGUCGCCUCACCUUCGACGACGUGGCCCCGAUCUUGGAGCAGCACGGCGCAGAUGCCCUGCGGUCCCUCGAGCUCAAGGUUAUUGAGGAAGUGGACGUCCACGUGAUCCUCUCCACGUGCCCGAAGCUGGAGCGCUUGGUUCUGAGCGGAUGUGGCAACGUGAUGCCCCCCACGUGUCCGGGGUACGACUGCGCGGUCCUCAGGCUCCGGAGGCUACGGUUCCUCUUCUUCGCGGACGGCGACGACUUCAGCUGGGACCAUGACGUUCCCCCGUGCUUCUGGCGGGCGACGCUGGCUGCAGGACACGGGGGCCGUCUGGAGGGCCUGUUCCUGGAGUCGCCCCGAAUAGCGCCGGGCACCGCCCUCAAGCACCUCCCGGGGCUGGAGGUCCUGAGUCUGUGCCGCUGUCCUGAGGUGACGCUGGGCGACGUGGUGACCGUCUGCGGGCUGGAUAAGGCGUCGGCACGGCCUCCGCGCUACAUCCGCCUGUCGGCCUGCGAGGGAAUCGGGCCGCGCGAACAGCGCCGCCUCAGGGCCAUGCUCAAGGGGGCCCACCUCGCUGUCAACUGAGUGGUAACUAUGUGUACCAACGCAGUGCAUCUGUAUGCGGCCGCACGAUUCUCACAAUAAACAGCAUUAACCGGU
Molecule: messenger RNA, 1752 nt
Organism: Cryptotermes secundus
Lineage: Eukaryota; Metazoa; Arthropoda; Insecta; Blattodea; Kalotermitidae
Exons: 9
Coding region: 193-1677 (494 amino acids)
Source: RefSeq, a predicted model, not a curated record